Molecule: messenger RNA, 1462 nt
Organism: Mustela erminea (ermine)
Lineage: Eukaryota; Metazoa; Chordata; Mammalia; Carnivora; Mustelidae
Product: cyclin N-terminal domain-containing protein 2-like
Exons: 2
Coding region: 975-1325 (116 amino acids)
Source: RefSeq, a predicted model, not a curated record
AGAUAAAUAAAUAAAAUCUUAAUAAAAAUAAACAAAUUCUAAUCAUAAUAUAUCAUGAAGUCUCUCUAAAUAGAAAAUUCACCCUUCAUCCUGACACCCUCACAAAUGACGAUCCUUUAUGCCUAUUCCCUUGCAUCCUUUCGUAAUCAUUUUACGUAGAGGAAAGCAAAACAUGCAUAUCAUUUAUCUCCCUCUUAAUUUUUUAGUGCAGCGGUACGUUGUAGUAGAAUGCUUGGCUCCUAGUCAGCCGAGUCCCCUGCCUGUAACACAUUCCAGGGGGUGCGUGCGGUUAUAAAUAGCCUGCCGCUAACAUCUGUGUAUGUAGCGUUUCCUUCUACGUACUUUUUUCUUUAGGCUAGAGACUGAUUCAGAAGCACACCGGGGGUGAAUAUCUUCGUUUAGCCCUUGCUUUCCAGAAAGGCUGUGAUGUGAUACGGGUAGUAAGGACUUCACGCUCCUGGGAUUGCACAGUGAAACGUGGGGUUAAGUUAUAAAUGUGGUCAGCGAGAAAUCAAGCAGGGUCCCCCUAGAAAGAGGGGGACUCUUUCUAGGAUAUGCCAACAUUGGACAGUCUGUCUAGAUUGGCCUCAACGAAAUCAUGACCGUUGGCCUCUAUUUGGACAGAUUUCUCCUGUUGUGGCUUAUUUUAAACUCCCAGUGUGAAGGUUGCAGCCCACAUGUAGUCUGUUUUUCCCCAUCAAAAUACCUGUACUGUAGGGAGAACUUUAGUAAGAGCCAGCGAGAAGAGAACUGGAUGUCAUACCAGUAUAAACCAGCAGAAACCACAAAAGACAUUAUUUACAGAUGGUCCCUGAUCAUAGGAUUGACAAGAACAAAAUUAAAUACUUGAAGAAACAGUUGAAUGUUUCAUGAUAGCUCUUUAGUUAAGGAGAAUUAUAUGAAAAUUGGAAUUUCUUCAAUUAGUAAAAUUUUUUAAAAGAUUUUUAUUUGAGAGAGAGAUAGCAAGAGAGAACAUGAGCAGGGAGGAUUUCCGGUUGCACCACCCGGGCCCGCUACUUUGCCUUGGGCUACUGGCUGCACUGGCCGGGAGCAGCCCCCAGGUGAUGCUACUUGCCACCUACUUUCUGGAACUGUCUCUGCUGGAGACCGAGGCUGCAGGAUGGGAGCCCGGCUCCAGCGUCCAGCCCUCGCUUUACAGCCCGGCAGAGCUGCGCCCGCUCGAGCCGUGCAUGGCCCGCGCCGCGCUCCGAGGCCCCGCUCCUGGCCCUGCCGACAUCUUUCUCAAGUACAGGCAGCCCCAGCGCCAGGGCACCAGCCUCGCCGCCGCCCGCCUGCUCUGCCGCCCCCAGCCCGAGCCUCCCUGAGCUCGGGGACCCCAGCAAAAAAGACUGUCCGUGUGUAUCCGUUUUCCACGUCAGUAAAGGAGGUGUGUGGGGUUUUGUUUUGUUUAAAAAAAAAAAGAGAGAGAGAGAGAGAGAGAGGGCGAAACAGGCUCCCCACU